AUGGAUAAUGAUUAUUAUGACUUUCUUGAUCAUUCAUUCGAUUAUAAACCAAAGAAGAGAGGACAAAGGGCAUUGACAGAUCAAGAGAUCAUUGUUCGUGAAAGAAUGAAGCUUGUUAAAAACAGGGAAUCAGCAAAAAAUAGUAGAAAAAGAAAAAAGAUGUAUGUUGACCUAUUAGAAACCAAAGUGGCAGGUCUAAAUCAGCAGUUAUAGGAAUAUAAAGAACUUCAAGAACAAAGUUAGGGACUAUUAAGAAAUACAUAAAUUCAAUUGUUAUUUGGAAAAUCACAGCAAAAACCCGAUUAAUUAGGCCAUUACCUUAAGGAAAUUUUUGAGCAAUCAAUCCCCAAGAUGGCUUUGCAUUUAAAGCAAGAAUAGCGCAAUCAAGAACUAGAUAAUUGUUUUUAAAGUUUUUAUAAUUGCUUCAAUGAUAUGAAUAAUGUCAAAGAUGAAAUGGUCUAAGAAAUGCAAAAACUUGAGAUCACAAUGAAGGCUGCCAAGGAAAUUCCAGAGUUCAAUAAAUUCUUUGAACAUGUCUCAAAAUUAGAUUUCUAAUAAUAGUUGGACAGUUUAGAGGAGGAACUCGGAAAUGUCAUAAAAACAGAUGAUCUUUAAUUGUCGAUCAAAGAUACUUAUGAUUUAUACAACAAAUCUAUGCAAUUUAUUAAGAGACCAAAAUUGAAUUGA
Messenger RNA from Paramecium tetraurelia, 687 nucleotides. RefSeq lists its product as uncharacterized. Gene Ontology annotation, biological process: regulation of DNA-templated transcription. NCBI's taxonomy places the organism in Eukaryota, Ciliophora, Oligohymenophorea, Peniculida, Parameciidae. Gene Ontology annotation, molecular function: DNA-binding transcription factor activity. The transcript is spliced from 4 exons. The record is from RefSeq and is a predicted model, not a curated record.